ACCUCCCCCAUCUUUAAGGAGGCAUUGAAUUGACGUCUACGUACGGUCAAUAACAAUAUCGCAGAUAGCAUUAGUCCCGAUAUUUCUCACCCUCAAUCUUCGCGUCAUAUACACUGAGCAUUCUUGACCAAUGCCUAGUAAUGGCACGGCUCCGCAUCAAGAUCUUUCCACCCCGGGAUCUAACCACUGGUAAACUUUUCAUAGGAUUUAAUAGCAGUUGUCUGGAGAAUGAGCAGAACAUCUUUAACAACAUGUACAAACGAUGCCGACUAUAGCCCCCUGGUAAUCGCCAACUGUCGUUACUUAAGAGCCGUUGAGAAUAAAGGAGUGUGUUCAAGGCGAGUAUUUUCAAUGUUUAGGUCUAGGUUAUGGUGCUCAUUCGACAUAGCAGCGAACAGAAUUCAGAACAUCCUCCAUACUCAGAACAGAUCUUGUGGAACUAAUGAAAAUGCAGCGUUGACCGCCAAUCACGUUGUAUAUUACUUCCAUGAAACAAGAAUUCUGGUCAUAGAUUCGUUUGCGGCUCAAAACCAAAAUACCAAUCAUAGGAUUUCCCUGCUGCGCAAUGGUAGCGCGCAAGACUUCUAAGUGGAUGUUACAUCUACAUUUGAAUCAAUCUUGAGGCUGUAGGUUCGAGACCUACGUAGGGAGUUACCCUGAGUAACAGCGGCUUGAAUCCGUUGCUUGAAAUCUAUUUUUGCUUUUGCGAAUAGGGGUGUUUUACCGAUUUUUUGGAUAUUAGUGUCUAAUUUUGGUAUUAUCUAAUCCCCGCUCUGGUGGCUUAAUUUUCACAAAUACUACCGGUAUAAUCAUUUAUCUUCCAUCAGAGGAGUGCAUAGUAGUUAUGCACUUGACCUCACGACCAUUUGAUGUAGCUAUCUUUUCAUGAACGCCUGGAAUUAAACUUCUAAUACCAAACAAAAACUCUAUGUAUCUCAAUGUCGCAUUUUUCAUUGAGACUUUUUAGAACUAAAACAUUUCUUGUAGUCAGUGCGUAUAACCAUGCAGCCAUAAUGCAGCCAUCGCUAAAAGCCAUAGAGGUCCCUUGAUUUAUUUUGAAAGCCGCAACAUUCGCAAAUCUCUCACUGAAAAACAAAACAUUCAAUAUCAGAUUGGCCCCUAUUUCGGCAACUUUGAGCGAAUGCUGCCUCAUCCAAGUGGCUUUUGUUGCUGGUAAAGAUUGUUAGACAAUUAUUGGCAGAUUGAUACCAACAUCCGAGCCUACUCAAGACAACCAAGGGUUCUGGAACUAGUACUCAGCCCUGGUGCUGAAAUGUUUCUUCCCCGAAGUUUUUGCUAGGUUCAUGAUAAAUAUCGGUGCAUAUACGAAUUAGUGAAUCCUGGAGAUCAUCAGCGUCCAAGAGAUACAACGUUUCGCGUCUAAUUUCAGUGAUACGCCGGAGCAAAGGCGCCGAAUGUGCCUCACUGCCAUGUUCCAGUCUUUUGAAAUUUCAAUCGUUUUGAUACAAGGUGAUCCAUGGUGCGAAGGGAUUUAUUCAUCCCGCUUUCGACGGAGCAAACACAAGGAUUGUUUGUAAACCGUUUGUGUCCUACAUAUAAAUAAGUGUGGGAUAACUCAGUCAAUCUGACAAUAUUGGAUAAACGUCUAGAUACGACCAUCCAUUCACAUCUAAGAAUCUAUUGUACGAUCAUCUUCUGCACCUGUCAGAUUCACAUCAGGAAGUAAGCUCCUUACACAUUCACGGAGGCAAGAUGGCUGACCAAAGCCCUAGGUAAUGUCUUUCUUAAGUAGCGUUAUGCGUCUUCUGGACGCUGUCAUCAAUAGACCCCAUCCAGCCCAUCUUCCCCGUUCCAAUGCCGAAGUGAUUCAACUUCUCAAAGGCUUGAAGUCCAAGGAGGAGAUAGUCCGCUCGCAUGCCAAUUUCAUGGAACCAAUCAAAGAGCAGGAGGAGUUACGAAGAAUAUGCCUCUUUACCGAAGAGUGCUUGAUAUUGGUCACAAGUAUCGCUGAAUAUCUUAUCGAAUUUGCUUCUGGAGAUUCGCCGAUAGAAUCGGCGCGCGUGUGUGAAGCUUUAAGCAUCAUCUAUCAGGGAUUUGGCCAACUCGAGCCACUGGCAGACGAUUUCGAAGCGAGGCCCCAGCCGUUCCAAACGUGUUGCUUCGCAUACCUGGCAGGAUGCUUGAAAUAUUCCAUCCUAUUUCAACGACUCCUUUAUCCCGAAGACCAAUGCGAAUACCUUGACCUCCUUGCCGAACCCUUCAAGAGCAUCAACGGCUUUUCUCUCAAAAUAGAUAGCAUUCAGAAUUAUCCAAAACCCAAUUCACAGCAUAUAACACUAUAUAAUUGUAUACCACCUGAUGAUAAAAUACCCAUAUUUUGUUGGUUGCAAGAACAGCCGGGAAAGCCAGUCCGUCAACAAUACUAUCGGAACAAGAAUCCUUACGGUCCGAGACUCCUACGAAACAUGAACCACCCUUCGAAUCAAGCCUAUAUCAGGAAGAAAGGAUAUAUUCUCUGAUGGUGAACAUAAAUGGUAUGAGCCACUAGCAAUGUUUUUCCCUACUUCAAUUCACAAAAGGUGGCAAUUACAUGUCACGCAUCACCCGUUCAUGGCUGAUAUUAGAUUAUGGAGGCGCGAUCUGGAGGCACCCGUUGGAAACACAGAUACGAUCGCGUAGACAAAGCACAAGAUGAGGCGGAUUUCCUCCUAGGAGUUGGAAUAAUUAAUUAUGAGAAACACGUUAUAACAACGAUCCGAAGGAUGUUUACGACGGAAACUAGGGCAUGGGAGGAGGAUUAGCUUAUUCUUAUUAUUGAGCUUUGGAACAUUGUGAUUGAUUGAUAUUCUACAAAUACAAAAUAGUGAAUAAUUAAUAAACAUUCUGAACUAUAUCUACACGCCUGGUGUACUGUAUAAUUCCCAAACAUUCCAACUAAACCAAUGAUACUCUACCCAUUUUCCAGCCUAGCAUCACACAAAAUAC
Sclerotinia trifoliorum is the source of this 2946-nucleotide messenger RNA. The record is from the annotation of a GenBank genome assembly. Lineage: Eukaryota; Fungi; Ascomycota; Leotiomycetes; Helotiales; Sclerotiniaceae.